UGUGUCCUACGCAUCGGCAGUCGGCAAUCGUCAGUGAGUUUUUGUGACUCCAAGCGCUCUCUGAGAAAUUAACAUUAAUCGGUGGUGGGAUACCCCAGCCGUCCGUUAUAAGGUAAAAAAUGCGAAGCAUCAAAAAACGGGCCGCGCAGCGAAUACUCUAUACUCUCAGAACAGAUGCAAUUCACGCGCGCGCGUCUCAAAGGCGAAGGAUAACCGCAAUCCAUUCUGCACUGCAAACAGAAGGCAGGAGGCGUUGCCUCUCAUCCAAUCUUGCUCGACGUUGCUCCCGCCCGUUCGCAUGGCAAACAGAUGAUAAUGGCACAUGGCGACAUCAGUUAGGACAAGAUACGUAGACAGGAUAUCAAAGGGGCUGCAUAUUGUACGCCUAAUCAAGGGACAUGGCUGCCAACGCAGCGGCGACAUCGGCGACCCGUGAAUUCGUGGAGGGCUGGACGCUGGCGCAGACCCUAGGCGAAGGUGCCUAUGGCGAAGUCAAGCUGCUUAUCAAUCGUCAGACGGGAGAGGCCGUGGCCAUGAAAAUGGUCGAUCUGAAAAAGCAUCCCGAUGCCGUGAUCUCAGUGCGCAAGGAGGUGUGCAUCCAAAAAAUGCUGCAAGAUCCGCACAUUUUACGCUUCUUCGGCAAACGAUCGCAGGGACACGUGGAGUACAUAUUUCUUGAAUACGCUGCCGGGGGCGAGUUGUUCGAUCGCAUUGAGCCCGACAUCGGAAUGCCACAACAUGAAGCCCAGCGAUACUUCACGCAAUUGCUCUCCGGACUUCAGUAUUUGCAUCAGCGCGGCAUCGCCCAUCGCGAUCUGAAGCCGGAGAAUCUGCUACUAGACGAGCACGACAAUAUAAAAAUAUCAGACUUUGGAAUGGCCACGAUGUUCAGAUGCAAGGGACGAGAGCGGCUGCUGGACAAGCGAUGCGGCACUCUGCCGUAUGUGGCUCCUGAGGUUCUGCUAAAGCCCUACCAUGCGCAGCCGGCGGACAUUUGGUCGUGUGGUGUCAUAUUGGUUACGAUGCUGGCGGGUGAGCUGCCGUGGGACCAGCCAUCGGCGAGCUGCACGGAGUUCAUCAAUUGGAAGGACAACGAUCGUUGGCAAACGCAGACACCGUGGAGCAAACUGGAUACUUUGGCCAUAUCCCUGCUACGCAAAGUUCUGGCCAGCAGUCCAGGUGGACGCCUCACGCUGGAGAAGAUUCUCGACCACAAAUGGUGCAACAUGCAGUUUGCUGAGCAUGAUCGUUCCUAUGAUUUGGUUGACUCGGCGGCUGCCUUGGAGAUUUGCUCGCCCAAGGCCAAGCGGCAGCGUCUGCAGUCGAGCGCGCAUCUCAGCAACAAUCUGGAUGACUCGAUAUCACGCAACUAUUGCUCGCAGCCCAUGCCCACGAUGCGCAGCGACGAGGACUUUGAUGUGCGGUCCCGCAACAGACAUGUCAAUGGCCAAGAAGACGGUGACAGACAGGCGCUGGUCCAGGAAGCACGCUUAACCUACUGCUUCUCCCAGCCGGCGAUGCUGGAUGAUCUGUUGCUGGCAACGCAAAUGAAUCAAACGCAAAGUGCCUCACAGAACUACUUCCAGCGCCUGGUGCGACGCAUGACCCGCUUUUUCGUGACCACGCGCUGGGAUGAUACAAUUAAGCGGCUCGUGGGCACAAUCGAGCGUUUGGGUGGAUACACGUGCAAAGUUAGCGACGAUGGCGUUGUCACAGUGUCCACCAUUGAUAGACGUAAGCUCCGCUUAGUAUUUAAGGCGCAUAUCAUUGAGAUGGAUGGAAAGAUACUCGUCGACUUCCGGCUGUCAAAGGGCUGCGGCCUCGAGUUCAAGCGUCGUUUCAUUAAAGUUAAGCUUGCCCUGGAGGAUAUUUUACUAAAAGGACCAACAACUUGGCCAAUUGCGAUUGCAACCAAUUCGGUGCCCUAGAUUUUAGUACUAAUAGACAUAGAGUUUUUUAAAUUAGCCUAUCAUUUGUUUGUAAUCACAAUUCAUGUGUCUUUUUUAACUUUUUUACUUUAUACACAGAAUAAGUAUUUCAAAGAGUUUUUAGUUUUGUUAAAUGUUGAAUAAGUAUUUUACUGUAGUUAGCUAAACGUUAUGAAACAAUAAAUUGACACUGAUUAUGACGACAUUUAAACAAAAUUAAGAUCGUAAUUUCUAUAUGAAAAUAUGUUAAAUAAAUUAUAAACCAAUUUAUAAAUCACAACUGGCUUUAUGGAUGUGGAGAGCCAGAGAAACGAACGUCCGCUUAUUAGAAUUUUACAUAGUGAAUAGAGUAUGCCGCAGUCGGUUUUCAUCGAUGGCAAACUUCUAAAUUAUUUUGUGAAACUAAACAUAGAUUAUUUUUUCUACUGACAAUAAAUAUACAGAACCAGAUGAGAUUAUUAAAUUACAUGCAGCUUGGAAACUAUCGCUAGAAAUAGAAUUAUAGAACAGCAAAUUUGAUGUUAGGGCUUUACAAUUUUCGUUGAUUUUAAUCAGCAUUGAACAAAGUUCCAUCCAGAUGGGAUGGUUCGAUAAUUAGGUUUACUG
Messenger RNA from Drosophila novamexicana, 2534 nucleotides. It is a transcript of the gene grp, whose product is annotated as serine/threonine-protein kinase grp. Bases 399 to 1928 code for a protein of 509 amino acids. Gene Ontology annotation, cellular component: cytoplasm. Gene Ontology annotation, biological process: microtubule cytoskeleton organization; protein phosphorylation; DNA damage checkpoint signaling. The record is from RefSeq and is a predicted model, not a curated record. Lineage: Eukaryota; Metazoa; Arthropoda; Insecta; Diptera; Drosophilidae. Gene Ontology annotation, molecular function: tau-protein kinase activity; ATP binding; protein serine/threonine kinase activity. The transcript has 7 exons.